AAAUCAGUCAACAUUCGAUGAUGGUUUCUCAUCACCGAAGCCAGCAAGUUCGGUUGGCAAUAUUAACUGGGAUCGGGAAACAUUUCGAAUGCGUAAUUGUCGUUCUGCUACUUCUGCUCCGUUUUAUCGUGAAUCCUACGGGAAUCGAUUAUUUGCUCACAAUCGUUAUGACUCAUUGACAGAUGCUGAAAAUGCAGAUGAUUGGUUGAAGUUUCAAUUGAAAAAAUUGAAAGCAAAACGAGAGAAUAAUCCGGAAGCGUUACGACGAAAACGACAGGAAAAAUUACUUCUCGAAGAAUUGAAACAUGUAAAUGAUGGUAGGAAAAUGACACGUGAAAAUAAUGAACGUACGUAUAGCUUAGAAAGUUACGGACAAUCCAUUGAUCCGUUAAUGGAAUAUCGCGUAGAAGAGGAACGUUUACAGAAUGUUCGUACACCAUAUCAUGAUAAUAAUGAUAGUAAUCGAGCAGCUAAUGAAUCAGUUAACUCUAUCCAAAAAACGACUGACUUCAUCAAUUCAUCAGCAUUACCACCAAAGUAA
Messenger RNA from Acanthocheilonema viteae, 541 nucleotides. Lineage: Eukaryota; Metazoa; Nematoda; Chromadorea; Rhabditida; Onchocercidae. The record is from the annotation of a GenBank genome assembly.